AUGCGAUCACAAGAAGUGGAGGAAGUACCAUCUUCCCUCCAGAUUGGCUCCCCUACUAGCAACAGAAGACCCUCCGAUAUUACAGUUCCUUCUGCUUUGCGCGUUGGCUCUCCCGCAACGGGCGAUGCUCCACUAUCUCAUGCUCGGCCACCACUGCGGCGCAAGAACACAUCCGGCGCCUCGGAUAGGCUUUCGCAACUCUUUCCGUCCCGUCCUUCCUCGGUCGCCUCCAUCACAUCUCCCAGCAGUACCCCUGCAUCAAGACGACAGUCGUUUCCCUCGCCUCUGGUACCGGCUUCAGAGCCCUCGUAUCGUAUACCCCGCGCUCCGGCGCCGCCCUCUUUUGCCCAAGAGACAUCAUACAAUCCUGUCGCAACCGUCUUUGCUCAGGAUCGUGCAUCAUCGGACAAGAGCAACAGUAGGACUAAGCGGGUCCUCGACCGAAUCGCAUCGCUGCACAGAGGAAGCUCCCAAGGGGGACAUUACAACCGGCUAGAUGAUGAAGAAUCACGGCCAGCCGGGAGAACGCUAAAGGAGGUCGAAGAGGGAGAUGAAGCAGUCGGGUACGACCUCAGUUCGCUCGGUGGUCUACCUAUGAAGACGUUCGGCGCGCAGUCGAAGACACAAGACACAUAUGAAGCGAGAGGAUAUGACCGAGAUAUGAAUGAGGCUAGUCAUGCUGCAGAGUUUGAAAGACUUGAAGCGCAACUCGGAGCUGGAAUGACUUCGAUACGCCAUAGCCCAUUUACGCACACCCCCACUGGACCAUUACCAGGCUUCUUCCCUGGCCACCGACGAAUAUUGUCAAAAGCGGAUGUAGCAGACGAGCAGGCCAAGAAGGCACAAGACAAGGCUGAGAAGACUGGCCAAGUCGUUGCUGUUGCAGCAGAUGUUCCAAUCGACAUUAGCGAAUUUACCGGAGUUGCUCGCGAUUUCGACUCUAUGAAUAGCUUAACAGCUGAGGCUGGUCUUAUUAGAAGUGAUGCGCAAACCAGCUACUUCUUCCCAGAAGACCCCCAAAUGCCUACGUGGCGGCCCCUUACGAUGAGCUCGUGGUGGAUCCUCAUACUUGUCAUCCUCGCACUAGCGCUUGCUGGUGUACAGGAAUACUUGUGCCAGGUUUCCCUAAGAAACGUCAAGAAGGAUCCAUUGCGCGGUGGCUUGAAGUCGUUUGAUAAAGUAGGCGAUCUAACUGUCACAGCAUACUUCACGUGGCAGUACGCGCCUAUCAUCAUCUCAGUCUUUUACGGUGUUCUCUGGCAAAUGUCAGAUUUCGAGGUGAAACGCCUAGAACCAUUCUAUCAGUUAUCCAAGAAGACAGGCGCAACUGCUGGGGAGUCUCUGAAUAUGGACUACCUAACUUUUCUGAGUUUCCUGGUGCCACUGAGGGCACUCCGUCACAGACAGUAUGCCGUCAUUUACAGCUCGCUAGGCACAUUGGUAGCUAGUAGCCUUGUACCCGUCUUGCAGAGUGCAUCUAUAUCAAUGUGGCCACCAGAGAGGGAACGCGAACUCGGUCAACCGAAGUCUGUCAGGGUCGAACCGGCUUGGUCUAGAGCGCUGUCGGCGUGCCUUUUGAUUGUUGCAGGCUGUGGCGGAGCACUCAUGUACGCAAUGCAGCGGAAGAGCGGCUUACAGUCAGAUCCCAAAGGUAUUGCUGGUGUCGCAGCCAUGGCUACUAAGAGCCACAUUUUGGCGGACUUUAAAGGGCUCGAUCAGGCAUCACUGGGCCAGAUACACAAACAGCUUCGCCAACGACGAUAUAUCUUGCACAAGAGUUCACUCUGGCAAGGUGAGUACAUUACGAAAAGCAAGGAAAAAGCUCAUGAGCAAGGCUCCGACCCUAGACCGCUCAUGCUCCGCCUCCGAUCUGGUUUCCCGUUUAUCGGGUUUCUCAUCGUAUUCACCAUAAUGGUACCAAUAUUUACUUUCGUCGAGAAGGCGAGCUUAGUCACACAGAAACUCCCAUGGAUCAUGACAGGCGUAGCAACCAUUAUCCGCAUGCUUUGGAACACGAUGAACAGCGACGUUCGGAUGCUACAACCUUUCUACCUCCUUUCCCUUCGACAUGCGCCAGCUAAAACUCUUACACUCGACUAUGCUGGCACGAAUCCUCUCUGGCUACCCUUCGAAGCCUUCUUCAAUGGCCAUUACCUUGUCAUGCUCGUUGCGUUUGGAUCUAUCCUCGCAGAGAUCUUGACCGUCUGCGUAACUUCGAUCAGCGUUGACGGCAAGAAGUUCAUUCCUGGAUUGGGGGGUCAAGACUGGGACAGUGACGGGGACGGAAAGAAAAGUGACGACAAUGAUCGCUACAACACGGAACAAACCUUCCGCAGUUUCUGGUCGAGCUUCACUCUCACCAUGCUCAUCCUGCUAUACCUCAUCGGCAUCGCCCUCCUCACCUAUGCGAAGCGCAGUCAAAAGUUCAUGCCGCGUCAAAUCGGUACUAUGGCAUCUGUUCUCGCUUUCAUCCACCAGUCUAAAAUGCUGCUUAGCUUCAUCGACACAGAGAAGUUCAACUCUAGCCAGAUGACAAAACAUCUGGAGAAGAGUGGGAAGACAUAUGCACUGGGCUGGUUUCAAGGAAGAGACGGAGAUGACCACUUGGGUAUCGACGAAGAAGAGAUUAGUAGUGCGUAUGUCUACGGCAAGGAUUGGACAGAGGGACGUUUGAGACCAGGUAGAGAUCUGACGUGGGAGCAUUAUUAG
Messenger RNA from Alternaria atra, 2709 nucleotides. RefSeq lists its product as uncharacterized. NCBI's taxonomy places the organism in Eukaryota, Fungi, Ascomycota, Dothideomycetes, Pleosporales, Pleosporaceae. The transcript has 2 exons. The record is from RefSeq and is a predicted model, not a curated record. The coding region runs from base 1 to 2709 and encodes 902 amino acids.